AUGGACUACAAGGUGCACAUUGAUCCAGGAAAAGAAGAUUGUUAUUUCCAAUAUGCCAACCCUGGAGCAACUUUUUAUGUGAGUUUUCAAGUUGUUAGAGGUGGAGAUGGGAUGGCCGGUUUCGCCGUACGUCACCCUUCUGGACAAAUUGUCCAUCCUUAUCAAUGGAAAGCUAAUAGUGAAUACCAAGAUCAAAAUUCAAUGGGAGGAUAUUACUCUGUUUGUAUUGAUAACCAGUUUUCAAGAUUUGCAGCCAAGUUAGUGAAUAUCUACAUAACUGUUGUGCGCUAUGACAUGUGGGACAAGUAUGCAAAAGAAUUGGAUGCAUUGAAUAUGAAUAUGGAGAAUUUUACUACAACUAUUGUUGGAGUGGAAAGAAACAUCAAUGAAAUGCUUCAGUAUCAACAUCAUUCUAGAGGGAGAGAGGCAUGGGAUUUCAAUCUGUUACAAGAUAACAAUUCGUAUGUUGUGCGCUGGUCCAUUAUUCAAAUUAUUGUAGUGAUGGCUACAACAGCUGUUCAGGUUUAUUUUGUCCGCAAGCUGUUUGAUGUUAAGAGUGGUGGAGGAUCAGGAAGAUCAAGAAUCUAA
Messenger RNA from Phaedon cochleariae (mustard beetle), 588 nucleotides. NCBI's taxonomy places the organism in Eukaryota, Metazoa, Arthropoda, Insecta, Coleoptera, Chrysomelidae. The record is from the annotation of a GenBank genome assembly.